CGGGCGCGCGGGGCGGGCGGCGAGCGGAGCCGGCCGGGCAGCGGCCGCCGCCGUCCCGGAGCGCGCACGCGGGGGGCGGGCAGGCGGGAGGAUGGAGCUGAACUCCCUGCUGAUCCUGCUGGAGGCGGCCGAGUACCUGGAGCGCAGGGACCGAGAGGCCGAGCACGGCUACGCGUCGGUGCUGCCCUUCGACGGCGACUUCGCCAGGAAGAAAACAAAGGCGGCCGGCCUGGUGCGCAAGGCCCCGAACAACAGGUCCUCACACAAUGAACUAGAAAAGCACAGACGAGCCAAACUCCGGCUCUACCUGGAGCAGCUCAAGCAGCUAGUGCCCCUGGGCCCGGACAGCACCCGCCAUACCACACUGAGCCUCCUGAAGCGCGCCAAGAUGCACAUCAAGAAACUGGAGGAGCAGGACCGGCGGGCGCUGAGCAUCAAGGAACAGCUGCAGCGGGAGCAUCGCUUCCUGAAGCGGCGCCUGGAGCAGCUGUCGGCGCAGAGCCUGGAGCGCGUGCGCACCGACAGCACGGGCUCCGCAGUCUCCACCGAUGACUCGGAGCAAGAAGUGGACGUCGAGGGCAUGGAGUUUGGCCCCGGCGAGCUGGACAGUGUGGGCAGCAGCAGUGACGUGGACGACCACUACAGCCUGCGGGGCAGCGGCUGCAGCCACGUCAGCUUCGGGCCCCCGUGCCGGCGGCCUGGCCGCCCCGGCCUCUCGUAGGCGCUGCCCUCUCCGCUCCUCGGCCCGCCCGCCCGCCUGCCCGGCCGAGCGCGUCGACCCUCCGGUCCUUGAAGCCUCUCCACGGGCCCACUGCUGUGCCAUUCUGGAAGCUCCGCCGCCGCCCGGGCUGCCCGCCUGCCGGUCAGGGCCCACCGCGCCGCCCGCUCCUCCCACCCGGGCAGGGACCCCUUCGGGAGGCGGGGCCCAGCUCCCACAUGCGGGAGCCCAGCAUAGCCGCGCACCGCGUGUUCUCAGAUACCCAAUCAUUCCAGAAGUAUUAAAUGUCAUUGCUGCAAACCUCGGCGGGCGCCGUGUGAGGGGCUUAAUGACCACCACGGGGAGCUCAGACCCUAACCCUGGAUCCCAGGAGAAAGGAGUGGACCGAGGAAGGAAGGCGUGGCUCUCCGUCCAUCCGUCCAUCUGUUGGUCCACGUAGGAUCCUGAGGCGUGGACGGAGGGAUCCGUGAAGGGCGGGACUCGGGUGAGCACCCUGGGACCGGUGGGUGGACGGCAGCCUUUGCACCUGCAGGUGUCAGGAGCCAGGGCUGGGCUUCCGGGGGGGCUGCCAGGCUACCCCACCCUGACUUCGGCGGCUUCUGCUCUGUUCUUAGGUCCCUCAGAUGUGCACACGCACGCACCUAGGCACACACGCCUGCUCGCACACACAUGCACACAUGCAGACAGGUGGUCACUGGACCCAGAGGGCACACGUCCCGGGGCCUUCAGGGGUCAGUUGGGCACAUGCUGGCCCCUGGCCUGUGCCUGGUCCCCCCUCCCACCCCCAGCCCACCUGCCCAGACUGCACAGGGCAGGCACCCCUCCCAGCGGGGGCUGGGGGUUGAAACCACGGGGUCCUCAGAGGCUCUCUCACCUCCCUGUAAAACAACACCAAGCAAAAAGUUGCUGCGCAUCCCAGCAGUCCAGAACAGGACUCCCGGGAGAGCAGCUGUCCCCCCAAAACACAGGAGAAACAUUUUUAAAGAUAAAGCGCUCUGCCGACUCGGACUCGGCCGCUGUCGCUGUGUGCCGCCUAUUUCCUGUAUGAGAUUUUUUCUACUCUAUUUUCCUAGCCGUUUUCGCGUCCUUGUUUGCUGAGGGGUGGGAGCGACCCAGCGUCUCAGGGACUCGUCUGUCACUCGUCUGUCGGCGUCGUCCGCGUGUGCCUUGUGUCCCGUGUCUGGCCCCACCCCGACCGCCACCACCAGCAUCUCCCGCGUGGCUCACGGGACGCCCCCAGGUGCCCUCCUGGCCCUCUCCCCACAGCCAAGCCCCCUGGGAGCGAGUCGGCCAGGCCAGGUCGGCCUGGGGGGGCUGUGCGGCGGCAGGGUUCUGCUCUGUCCCCCGGUGGGAGGGGCCGUGACCUGUGGUCCUCCUGACCCCCCCCGCUGCACAGUCUGACCCCCUAGGGUGGGGGGGGGGGGGCGCUAACCCGAAAAGUAGGUUCCUUCCUGCACUCAGCUUGAAGCCUCCCUUCUCCCCGCCCUGAGCAAGGACUCCGGAUGUCAGACACUGGCAGCUUCUGAAGACAAACGUUCACCCUGGGUGAACAGGCCUGGGCAUUAGGAGCCUUCUCCUGGCCUUUUGUCCCCAAGGCAUUGUCCCCGGGGACCACACAGCAAUAUUUUGGUGGGGGGGCUGUGGGCCGACUCAGAGUAGCGUCUGCCCCUCUGUCUGGUGCAUUGUAGCCAAUUUCCAGAUUGCGACGGGGAAGGGGUGGGGAACUUGCGUCUACCUUCGGUCGCGCCAAUGGACACCCCAGGAGGGUGGCUUGCUGAGGCACAAAGGGGUCCCAGGAGAUGACUCUGGCGCAGAACCUGCCCUCCAGGGGCCUGGGAGGGCGGUGGGGAGCAGGCUUGAGGCAGGGAUGGUGCAGGCGGCUGGGGAGACUGCUGCAUGUUGUGGCGGCUGCAAGGCAAACUGCGCUGUUGGUACCUCCUUCCAGCUCCUCUCGGGCCCAGCAUGGCCAGAGGGGCUUCUCCCAUCUGCCUGAGCUUGUUCACUGCGCGUUCCUUGCAAGGACCCCACAGCCUUGGAGCAGGGCAGGAUCACCCACAGUUAAGAGCCUUCCUUAGGACAUGCAACUGCAGGCCCUUGGGGAGCUCUGUGUUCUGAAUUCUAGAGCAUCAAUUCUCCAGCCACCCCCAUCCUCACCCCCAACCCCUGGGAGAGGUUCUCCUCUGGCCUGCAGAGUUCUCCCCAGCUGACCUUCCUGGCUGGGAGAUGCUCAGCCUGUGACUUUGCAGGCCAUGGUUCCCCUGUGGACUGGGGGGGGGGGGGGGGGGGGGCGGGCAGGUUGGUCUCACUCGCCACCCAGGGAUGCUGGGCCCCAAAUUUCUCUCCUCACCACCGGCAGUGAGGUCUGUGCCCAAGACAUGGCUGGAGCUGAUCACGUGCCCACCCCCUCCCCCAGCCACCUGCACUGGUGGCCAGGGGGACCAGAGGGUCGUUAAGAGCAAACCUGAGUGUCAUGGGGUCUGUAGAAAGCAACCAGGACCAGAACAGGGCCCGGGGGGCGGGGGGGGUUGGGCUGCACCUUCCCUCAUGUGCCCUCAUGCCCACGUGGCUCUUGGUGGCCGAGAUCCUGGAAGCCCGAGCUUGGGUUUGGGUCCACACCCUCACGGUGUGAGGCAGCCCCCAGGCCUCAGCACAGGCCCCGCUGGCUGGGGAGGCCAGAGGAAGGCACCCCGCUCCGUGCAGCCCUGGCCCUCCCCACGCAGGGCGGGCCUCCGAAGCACAGCGCCCGAGCUCACUUUCCUGGUGAUGGGGCCGUGCGCCCGGCCACGGUCCUAAAGGCCCCCACCUCCUGUGGGGCUCUGGGUGACCCCAUGUGCUGGGUGAGGCAGGUUUCCCCCACUCUCCCACCCCCGUCUCUCGCAGGGCCAGCUCACCUGGGCCAUCCCCACUGCAUGCACGCAGGACUCUGACCCCACACCUCUCCAGCCAUGUCUUGGACACAGGGCAGGUUCCGCACCAGAGUCAGGGGUCGGGGGGUGCCGCCCAGGGGGCCUGGUGCUGGCCGGGUGGGCAUGUAACAAGAUCCUCGCUGGAAAGAGAGGGCCGCCCCCCCCCCCCCCCAGCCUGUUCACCGGGAGGGACUGUGCUGUACCGUUCUGUCUUUGUAAUAUAAAUACAGAUUUUUAUACCUCA
Messenger RNA from Dama dama (fallow deer), 3868 nucleotides. It is a transcript of the gene MXD4, whose product is annotated as MAX dimerization protein 4. The coding region runs from base 92 to 721 and encodes 209 amino acids. Gene Ontology annotation, molecular function: RNA polymerase II cis-regulatory region sequence-specific DNA binding; DNA-binding transcription factor activity, RNA polymerase II-specific; protein dimerization activity. The record is from RefSeq and is a predicted model, not a curated record. NCBI's taxonomy places the organism in Eukaryota, Metazoa, Chordata, Mammalia, Artiodactyla, Cervidae. Gene Ontology annotation, biological process: regulation of transcription by RNA polymerase II. The transcript is spliced from 6 exons.